Messenger RNA from Gordionus sp. m RMFG-2023, 993 nucleotides. Its product is annotated as CD2 antigen cytoplasmic tail-binding protein 2-like. The coding region runs from base 47 to 964 and encodes 305 amino acids. The transcript is spliced from 5 exons. Lineage: Eukaryota; Metazoa; Nematomorpha; Gordioida; Chordodea; Parachordodidae. The record is from RefSeq and is a predicted model, not a curated record. Gene Ontology annotation, cellular component: U5 snRNP.
UAUAAUAUUUCAAAUUAAAAUUUUAUUGGGAAUUCUUCUUUCCACUAUGACAAAGAGAAGAGUAACAUUCAAGGAAGAUCUUGAAGAAAUUAAAAGAUUUAGAAAUGACGAUGAAAAUAAUAUUCAAAUAAAUGAAGUCAAAAAUUUGAAUAAAAUCAAAAGGGUUUCUUACUCAUUUAAAGACAAGCAUUCGUUGGAUAGUGAUGAGGAGGAUAUUGAUAAGGAGAAUAAUGACGAAAACAUUAAAGAUUUAGAAAUAAAUGAAAUAGAGGAAUGUGAAACAAUAAAUGAGUAUGAUGGAAUUAAAAUAACUCCUUUUAAUAUGAAAGAAGAAAUGGAGGAAGGCCAUUUUGAUAACUCUGGAAACUUUAUUUUUGACAAGAAAACAGUGGAAAUUAGAGAUAAUUGGAUAGAUAAUAUAGAUUGGGUUCAAAUUAAAAAACAAGAAAAUAAUUCAAUUAUAAAAGAUAAUAGUGAUUCCUCAGAUUCUGAAGAAGAAAUUUUGCCACCAACAAAUUUUAUUGAAGCCUAUAAAAAUUUAAUACAAUUUUUGGAACCUGGUGAAAAUAUAUUGAAAGCUUUAAAACGUUUAGGUAAAUGUAAUAAAAAGAAUUCUGUACCAGGAAAAUAUUCUGCAUCUGCUAGCGAAAGACUAAAAUAUAAGAAGGAAUUAAGAGAAAUAGAAAAGAAAAAUGAUGAUAUAUCUUUGCAAACAAAUGAAGAAAAUGAUAAAACUGAAAAUGAAAUAAAAGCUCUUUUAAGACUCACUGAAUUGGCUGAUGAAAUGUUGCAAAAUGGCGUAUUUGACAUUUAUGAAUAUACACAUGAAAAACUAUCCCACCUUAUUAAGCAAAAUGAAGAAUCACCAAAUUUAACACUCAAUAACAGUGAUAAUAAAAUAUUAAAAGAUUAUUCCACAAAUCCUGUAGAUGAAAAUUUGGAUAUGUUUGAAACUAUCGAUUAAUCAUUAAAUAAUUUUAUUUUUAUGAAUCA